Xiphias gladius (swordfish) is the source of this 6038-nucleotide messenger RNA. It is a transcript of the gene psd2, whose product is annotated as pleckstrin and Sec7 domain containing 2. The transcript has 15 exons. Bases 175 to 3009 code for a protein of 944 amino acids. Gene Ontology annotation, biological process: regulation of ARF protein signal transduction. Gene Ontology annotation, molecular function: protein binding; guanyl-nucleotide exchange factor activity; phospholipid binding. The record is from RefSeq and is a predicted model, not a curated record. NCBI's taxonomy places the organism in Eukaryota, Metazoa, Chordata, Actinopteri, Istiophoriformes, Xiphiidae.
CGGUGUGGAUGUAGAGAGACAGAGGGGGAGAGAGGACCACCACCGCCGCAAAAGUCUCCCUUUCAGCCUGGGACUGAACGCAUUUUACUGAGGGUCCUCCCCGGUUGCUGAUCUGAAGAUCUGGCCCUCAUCUCUGGCCAGAGUGGACGGCCGCCCCCCUCAGUGAAGAGCAUCAUGACCCAGGAGGGGCAGGCUCUGCCCUCUCCCACCCCACCAGAGAACCCAGUGGACCCCAGUACAACCACAGCCGCCACCGCCAACCCACCCACAGAGACCCACAACCAGGCAGAGCCGGACAAGCUGGGGGCAGGGGCGAAGGACGAGAUAGAGGAGGAGAAACAACAAGAAGAAAUCAGAGAGGGCGACGAGGAGGCACAGGUGGAGGCACACAGGGAAGGAGAGGGGAGGGCAGAAGUAAAGGAUGCAAAAGGAGAGUGUGAGUUGAAAGAGGAGAGGGUGGAUGGCAGUGGAGAUGAAGAUCAACAGACAGACGGAGGGGUGGAGGGAAAGAUAGAUGGUACGAGAGGGGAAGGAUUUAUAAAUGUGGAGGUAAGCUCAAUGGCGGAGGAGGCAACACAUGAGGUGGAGGAGAUAAAAGAGGAAGAGGAGGGGAAGGAAAAUGAAGAGCUGCAACAGUCUACAGAGGAGACAACUCCCCCUCAACAAGCUGGGCGACUGGCAAAUGGUAUCGGUGGGAAUGAAGACGAGGAUGAAGCUGGCGAGGAGGAUGGGGGAGGAGAUGGAGGGGGGAUUCAUACACAUUUGGACGCUUUUAGCUCUAACUUUGAGACGACUGUAGAACAGGCCGAUACAGAAGUGGAGGAAGAGGAGGAAGAGGAGGAAGAGGUCCAGAAAGAGGGAGAUGGGAGAGAAAACCAGGACAGUUUCAGUUCGGUGUUUGAGCAGAUUGUUGAGCAGGUUGAUGUUCAGGAGGAAGAUGAGGAGGACGAGGAGAGGGAGUUGGAGGAGGAAAGGGAGAAAGGAAGAGUUGACAACAAAGAUGGAUUCAGCUCCACAUUUGAGCGCAUCGUAGAGUCUGCCCUGCUGAGGGGCGGGACCUGCUACAGCAGCCUGGACUCUCUGGAUGUGCUGUCCCUCACAGAUGAGACGGACAGCUGCGUUAGCUUUGAGGCACCACUGACACCGCUCAUCCAACAGAGGGCACUGCUACAGGGUCCUGAACCUUUGGAGCUGGAGCUGGCAACUGUUCAGGAGCAAGAAGGGGCUGAGGCUGGACCAGAUGCCCCAGGCGCUGAUCUGAAAGCUGGGGAGAGCGCUGUCAGUGGAGCUGGAGCUGUGGCUGGAGCACAAGGAAGCCCACUGAGGACCACCAUACCAGGGAGCAGAUCAGAGUUUGUGCUGAGCCAGCCUGGACGCUGGGCCAUCCCUAAUGGAUACCAUGCAGACUCCCACGGAGCCAUGGAGGGUUGUGGAGCCAUGACCAACUCUGUCAGCGAUGCCAACCUCACAGACGUGCUGUCCGACUCAGAGGAGUGCGACUUGGGCAGUCUGGAGCGUUUGGAGCCCGGCAGCACUGACACUCUGGCCAAUGGCUGCCGAGCCGACUGUGAGGCCGCCAAGAGGCUGGCCAAGCGCCUCUAUCACCUCGAGGGCUUCAAACGCUGUGACGUGGCCAGACACCUGGGCAAGAAUAAUGAGUUCAGCCAGUUGGUGGCAUCAGAGUACCUGAGUUUCUUUGAUUUCUCCGGCCUGUCGCUGGAUCGAGCCCUGAGGAACUUCUUAAAAGCCUUUCCACUGAUGGGCGAGACCCAGGAGAGAGAGAGGGUCCUGGUCCAUUUCUCCAGACGCUUCUGCCACUGCAACCCACAGACACCCACCUCUGAAGGUCAGAGCCAUGAGGGGGAUGAGAAAGAUGAUGGAGCCCACACAUUAACCUGUGCCCUCAUGCUGCUUAACACCGAUCUACACGGACAUAACAUUGGAAAGAAGAUGUCUUGCCAGCAGUUUAUCAGUAAUCUAGACGGCCUCAACAAUGGCAAAGACUUUCCCAAAGACUUAUUAAAGGUCUUGUAUAACUCAAUAAAGAAUGAGAAGCUUGAGUGGGCAGUUGAGGAGGAGGAGCUGAGGAAGAGUCUGUCAGAGCUGGUGGAGGAGCAAUGUGAGGGCGGGAGUAAACGUGUUGCCAGGGUAACGGACGGCAGUAACCCUUUCAUCGCAAUUCCUAUUCUUUUAAAUGCCGUCACCUACAAACAUGGAGUGCUUACCCGCAAGAGCCAUGCAGACAUGGACGGCAAACGCACCCCGAGGGGUCGCCGCGGUUGGAAGAAGUUCUAUGCGGUUCUGAAGGGGAUGAUCUUGUAUCUCCAGAAGGAUGAGUACAAGCCCGACGCUGACAUUUCAGAGGUGGACCUGAAAAAUGCAGUGCGGAUCCAUCACGCUUUAGCCACCUGUGCCACCGACUACAGUAAGAGAGCCAACGUAUUGAAGCUCAAAACCUCAGACUGGAGAGUCUAUCUGCUGCAGGCCCCGAGUGAGGAGGAGAUGAUGUCGUGGAUCUUCCGGAUAAAUCUGGUGGCGGCGCUGUUCUCAGCUCCGGCCUUCCCUGCUGCCAUUGGCUCCAUGAAGAAAUUCUGUCGGCCCAUCCUGCCAUCCUCAUCCACCAGACUCAACCAGGAGGAGCAGCUGCUGAGUCAUGAGAGCAAGCUGAAGCAGAUGAGCCUGGAGCUGGAGGAGCACCGGAAAAACCCUCCCUCGGUCGACCCCAAAAGCCGCGAAUGGGAGGAGUACCGGCUCAAAGAGCACUACCUAACGUACGAGAAGACUCGGUAUGAGACGUACAUCAGCCUCCUGCAGGCCAAAAUCCGUGCUGAGACGGACGACCUCGAGAAGAUUGAGGCAAGCGUGAUGGGUGGCCUGAUCAUGGAGGGUGGCCUGGCCGGCCGCGAGUGCCACCUCCGCAAGACACAGUCCUCCCCGUCCAUCAGCCAGACCCACGGCGGGCUGAACGGGAGGGCUGCUGAUUGCACUGCCCCAGGACAGAGGAGCUGAGAGGGAGGAUGGCUAGAGACCAACAACCCACAAAGCAACAUCCCUCCAAGCCAAACUAGCUUAAUUCACCAACUCCAUACUGGGUUUUUUUGUUAGUGUUUUCUGUUUUGGGCUCCUCCAUUCCUCCUGUUGUACUUACAGUAAGAGAGUGGGCAGCAACAUCAGAAGUGUCCGUCACUGUCCUUCCCAGAAUUUAUCACCCCUGGUAACAAGUUUCUGUUCUUGAGCAAUAGAUGAGGAGGAUGAAGAGCCCGCGCUUGAUGCCCAACAAGUGACCCUGCCAAACCUCAGUUCUUUGAACUCUUAUUAUUGCACAUUAAAUGAUCAUGACUGUGAUCACAACAUCAUCAGUAUUAUUUGGAAAAGUCAGAGUGAUGCAGUUAUAUUUAGUUGAAAUUUGUUUUUAGUUAUGAGCAGAAGUUUGAGUUAUUUAUAAUGUGUAUUAGUUGAAGGCCAGAAAGAGAACAAAGAAAGAGACACAGACUGCUUUUGUCCUCUCCGUUCUGUCCUUGUCAGACAGUGACUGAGAUGGACAUGGUGGACAUGGUACUACUGUAGCAUUUUGGCCUUUUUUCCACUCAUGUUAAUACACACAGCCAGUCACAGGCGUGUGUAUGGACCUACAGUGUGGGUGGAGUGUGACGUGUGAAGAUACAACAUAUCUAUCCUGGAGUUACAAAAACUCUCAAAAGAACUUCUCAGAAGGAUCAUGUCCCUGCCAUGUAUAGCAUAUUUAUUUAUUUAUUUAAUUAACCUUUAUUCACCCCACAGAGGGUUUACACAGAGUGGACAUGCUGUUUUUCAGCAAUUUCCUUCUUGACUUUCAUACAGUUACAUAUAUUCCUGUGCAUUAAGGAGUUGCCAAGUGGAACCACGGUUUUAACUGUUCACCGAGAUGAUCCACCAGAGAAACUGGAGGUUGAGUGCCUUACUCAAGGGCACCUCUACACUAGCUGUUGAGGGAUUUUGAGAGUGUUAAACACUCAUUUGUCACAGAGAUCACAGGUCUGCGUCUUUGAAUUUUGAGCUGCCACUACCCCAAACACUGACAUGUAUUCGAUUAUUCUGUUUGUUUUUAACAACUAAAAAGAAGGAUGAGAGUAUGUGACUGAAUGAGAGCACUGUGCCAUUUAUCCCACAAACUACUCCUCUUAUGUCAUGACGGAUUGCACAUAGCUGAUAGUGCUGAUAUGUAACAAUAUAUGACUGGGUGGGAGGUUUCUGAAGAUUGCAAUGAAGGGCAGAACAGGAAAGUGUGGGUGGGAGGUAUACAGAAUGAGUGGGUCAGCUGGUGUGUGUGCGUGUGUGUAUGUGUGCACGUGCGUGCGCAUCAGUGUGCUUUUUAAAGUGGUUGAAAUUGAGACGCUGAAGCUGUAGGCAUAUUAGGAAGAAGGAAAUAUAGCAGGGUCAUGUCUUUGUGAGAAGAAUUUAUGGAGCAUGUUUGGUGAGAAACAGUCCGAUGGCCGUCUGCUGAGUAGGACUGCCAUCACUGUCAGACCUGGAUCUCUCAAAAGCAUCUUCAGCGCAAAGGCAGCCAUUGUCCUUGUGAAAAAAGCUGUACAUUCACCUCUUAAAACAUCAAAGCGAUCCCUGCUCUCAUUAGUAACGUGUUACAUGGACCUAUUAUAGCUUGUUAAAAUGGCCUCGUUUUGGGCAUUUACCAGUACCGGUGUAUUCCUUACGCUUCAGUCAUUCCCGUCAGAUGGAGAUGUUUUUGAGAAAGCAGGCCCUGGCCUAUCUUAAACAGAGACUGGCUCAUUGGAAAGUGUAGCAGCAGGACUGCUCAGGCUGAGCAUACUAAAGUCAAGAAACCUGUGAAAACUGGAAAGGAGAGGGGAACAGCAGCAAAACAACUCCACCAGCCAUCAAAACACCCUCCAAGUGGUUGAGGAGGAGGAGAGACUUGUUUUCUAAGAAGAGACUGGUUUAGUUUUCUAAGUAAGACCGUCUCUGCCAGCCAAGAACAAGCAAAACGGACAUCCAGCACACAUUUUUCCAAACAGAGGAACACAAUAUAUUAAGCCUGUUUCUCAUGGAAGGAUGACUUGUGUAAUGUUCUGAAGAAGUGGGGAUGUGGUGGGAGGGGUGGUGGUACUGCUAUUUGUGAGCACCUUAAUUGUUCCUUACCCACCCAAACACACACACACACACACACACACUUUCUACAUAAUUUGCUUAUGACACAACUGUAGAUCAGUGAGCUUAGUGCCCCCUCACUCAGCCUCUAUGUGGCACAGAAGCAUGUUGACAUAACCAGAGCUGUGGAUUGACCGUAAGAAUAAUCAUAUCUUUGGCUCUGGACACAGCACUUCUGCCGCUUCAUAUAUCAUAUUAAUAGUGACUGAUGGGAUCUGAGAUCCUUUUGAGACUUGGCUGGAAACCUGGAAUUACAGCUGGAAUCCUCAAACUGGAUCUUUGUAUAGACCAAAAUGCUGAAACAGAGCUGAGUUUUGAGAAAGGAAGUACCAUUUUCUAAAGCUGUAUUGACAAGAUAAAAAUGCUUUCUUACAGGGAGACAUCCCCUUAUAGUCACUUUGGCUGUUGUGCUAACCAUUGUUUCCCAAUGUUCUAGGGUAGGCCUGUGCUGUAAUAUAGGAUUGUGACAAAAAAUAUUUGUUGAUUGUUAUGUUUUAUUUAAAAAAUGACAACUUUGGCACUUUGAUGUCUGCAAUGGAUCUUUUGUUUGUUUUGUUUGUAUAUCUGAACUGUUUUUCAACAGGAUGCUCAUACUAUGUAAAGGACAUAUUUACUGAAUAUUUAGUCUGUGCUUCAUAAAGUAAGCUUUUAUACAGAUGAUUGUGGUCGUGAUUUAUUAAGAUUGUCAGCUCUGGGCUGAAAAAGGUUUGCUAAUCUGGGUGCCAGUGACAUCUCUGAUAUUGUGUAGAUAUGACUUUGUGUAAAAUUUUAACACACUUUGUUGAGAAUCUAGCACAACACAAAGUUUCCACCAUGGGUAAAUGCACUUUUUUGUAGGAGGCUCAUUAAAUUGUUUAGCCUGCAGUUAAGAGCUAAGUAAGCACAUUAGUCAA